Molecule: messenger RNA, 3487 nt
Organism: Tachysurus fulvidraco (yellow catfish)
Lineage: Eukaryota; Metazoa; Chordata; Actinopteri; Siluriformes; Bagridae
Product: yjeF N-terminal domain-containing 3-like
Exons: 6
Coding region: 2220-2885 (221 amino acids)
Cellular component (GO): mitochondrion
Molecular function (GO): NAD(P)HX epimerase activity
Source: RefSeq, a predicted model, not a curated record
UGUACUGGUGAUGUAUUAAUCUGUUUAUUAUUGUCAGGUUUGCAUUGUUACAUGAUGACAAAUGGACACAACUGCAACAUCUAUAACUACAGUUUAUAUAUAGAACUAUUUAACCUGCAAUGGUGGACUCUGUAGUCUCUUUUGUGGAGAAAAACGUAUCUAGCGUGAAUAACAGGGAAUAAAACCAAAUGUACACCGUAGCCAUGAUGACCUUAUAGACUUCUUUUUUUUUUACCGGUUUUUAGCUGGACUUUCUAAUAACUAGAUACAUUAAACUACUAGAAAUAUAUUUUCAAAAUCACUGAAAAAGAAAAAAAAAAGAAAGGGAACCUACUUCCUGUGAUCUUCAGGACUUCCUGUUGAGUGUGUUUUACCCUUAAUAUUUCAUAGGAGUGACAUGUGUUUAGGUAAAAGGGUGAGAGAAUAUUUUCAGAAUCUUAUCGAAAAGGAUUGACGCACUAAUGCAGAAAUAUUCUUUUCUUUAGGAUUAUAUGAAGGGAGAAAGGGUUUAGAUAUUAUAUGCUUUACUGGAUUUAUUGCCUGUGUAUAAAAUGAUCAGUGGGACAGACGGUUAUAUUACUUCUCUAUUGUCAGUGUAUUAUUGAUUAAUUGAGCUUAUCAGAAAUAAUCCACUUCUCAAACACUACACUAGAUUCCGCCCCUUUGUGCACGCAGCCAAUCAACAGCCUUCUUGAUUUCCUCUCCUCGUAUCGCUUAAUGAUCUUUAGUGCUGAGGUUAAAGCGAGACUGAAGGCUGCAGAAAACACACUUGUACAUUUGUGUUCUGGAAACAAAACCACUGAAGGAGAUGAACCACAGCGGUGCAGAUCAGGACUGUGAGUCCACACAGAUGCUACACUAUCUCAGGUAAACUGCAUCUAUCACCUUACUGUGAUUACAAAGACCUUUAACUUUAACUCAUAAAACUGAAUACUGAAGUAUCGAGUCUAUUUUCAUACGAACAGUUCGUUGCAUUUGAACCAUGAAAACAGAUGAUUUAUGAAUGAUUUUUGUUAGAGGUCUUCAGUGGGUUCAGGGAAAAUACAGAUCAUGAUGUGAGAUGUUUGCUUCAGAUAAUAAUGCCAUUUAUUUAUAGCUGCUUGUUAUCUGAGAAAUAGUGGAAAUGAAAUAAUAAAUGUGUCACAAGUUUCCUUUCUCACACUUUAGGUUACUCUAUAAUUAAUAAUCUGGGAUUUUAAAUACAAAGAGAAAGAGGAGACAGCGUGAGAAUGUUCUCCUUGAUCAGUCCUUUUAUCAUGUAAUAUUAAUGUUCAACCUGUUGGGUUCUACAGUUACACCAUGUCCACAGUGCUAUAAAUCUUCUGUUUUGUUCUGAAUAGAUAGUGAUACAAAUGAUCACCAUCGAUUAUGAUGAGCCAUUCAGCAGAUUUUAAUGUCCUAAUUAAAACUUCUGUUGAUUUUAUAUAAGUGAGAUCACUACCUGCUGUAACAUGACUUUACACAACCAGGCCCCAGCUGCUCAGGAGGAGCACCAGGCUGAGCACCUGCAGUUCUUCAGUAGGGGUUUCUCAGCUUUAUCCGGUGCCACUUAAUGUUACGGCGCCUUGGGAAACACUGCAAGCUGAGGAGCUUUAGUGACCAUGUACAGUGAACGGUGUACCGGUGACACUGGAUGUGUAUUGAAAUGUGCAGCUUAGAAAUUUAGACAAUCCCUUAGGGCGUGGUAAAAAAUGUUGUAUUCAACAAUCCCAUCAUAAAGAUCUCUUGACUCGCUAUGCAACCAAACGCAGAAAUAUAAAGCUGGGUUGAUUUCCCAUAGUGCAAUAAAUAUUAAUGAAACCUGUUGUCUUUGUGAGGUACCGAAGUGCUGACAUCUGUUCCUGAAGUUUACACUUUAGGGUAGAUGCUCCCCUUCGUGCGGAGCCGUCUGCUUCCUGAUCAAUACCCAGUCAGGGCUCAGGAACUGAGGAGCUGAGCUCAAAUAGACCCAUAGAUUUUAUAAGGUCAGAGCUAGAGUCUGUUGUCAGUUCAUGCUUGGGCUUCUCAAACUGAUGGGAUAAAUAUUCAUACAUAACCAACUGAUGAUUCAGUGUGAUGUCGAGUGCAAAGAAAAUCCAGUCAAAACAAGACGUCAGAGUUCUUCUAUAACUGUUAUUGGCUUGUAAUUGGCUUUCUGACAUUUUUUUGGCAGAAAUAUAUAUUUAUAGAAUAUAUAUUUAUACUGAUGAUUUCUUUACAGUAAAGAGGAGGCUGUUGCUAUGGGGACGGAGUUGCUGAGGGACUAUCACUUUGGUCUGCAUCAGCUGACAGAGAUUUUAGGUCAUGCCUGUGCAGUUGCCAUCACAAAGACGUACCCCCUGAGCACUCUGGGUAAGAGGCAGCCCACGGUACUGGUGGUGUGUGGGCCAGAUCAGAACGGCUGCGUCGGUUUGGCAUGUGCACGCUAUCUGAGAUUAUUCGAAUACAUGCCUACUGUCUUCUAUCCAAAACGGUCCUCACAAAGUCCUCACCUGGACUUUACUGUACAGUGUGAGAAAAUGGACAUUCCCUUCUUGUCCUACCUGCCGACUGAGGUUCAGCUUAUAAACGACGCAUAUAACCUGGUGGUGGAUGCACUUCUGGGUCCAGAGACAGAACUGGGGGCCGCAAAAGAACCCUUCAGCAGCAUCAUGCUUACUCUACGAGGCAUCAAAAUCCCCAUCGCCAGCCUUGACAUCCCUUCAGGAUGGGACCCUGACGAAGCCAGCGUGGAUGGGAUUAAUCCCAACCUCCUGAUAUCACUGAUAGCACCAAAGAGAUGUGCACUCAGUUUCUCUGGGACACAUUUACUAGCUGGACGCUUAUUGCCCUACGAUAUUCAGAAGAAAUAUGAACUCAACCUCCCCAAGUUUCCCAGUACAGCCUGUAUAACUGAACUACAAUAAGUCAAGUCUAAAUAGGACUUUCAGGAAACUUCCAAAUAAAUGUAUGACCAUUAUUCUAAUAAAAAAAAUUAAGAGCCAUUUUUGGAGAAUGUACUUUAUUGGUAUAAAUGGUGAGACUUCGGGCACAAAAUGUGCAUCCUAUUUACAGUGCAUUUAAAAAACAACUGGACAGAAACCAAUGUUCUGUCUACAAACUAGGAAUUCUCCUUCAUGUGCCAAUUAAUCCCAAUUUGUCUUCCAUCAAACCAUCAGGUACCAAAAGAUCUCCAACUCCCAUUACAGCUGACUCAAAGAUCAACAACCGGCACCAUUGUGGCAUCGUGUUUCUCUACAUCUUUGUAGUGACCAUUGGGUCAUACCUGUUAAAAGGGCAGGGGGAAAAAAGUUAACAAAUCAACUUUGAAUUAAAAAGAUAGCCAAAGUUUAGAAAAUUUCAAAAAGACACUCACCUCAACCUUCAGUCUUAAAAGUUGAUCCCCGUUACACAGAAGUCUCGAUGAAUGAAAGUCAUGGCCCAAAAGGCAUCUUCAUCCUACUGAAAAAACAAAACAAAAAAAAAGGCAUUCGCUAAACAAGAACAAAAUCAACAAUGUAAAAUAAAA